Molecule: messenger RNA, 441 nt
Organism: Echinostoma caproni
Lineage: Eukaryota; Metazoa; Platyhelminthes; Trematoda; Plagiorchiida; Echinostomatidae
Source: the annotation of a GenBank genome assembly
AUGACACAGUCAGAAGAUUUUGUGACAUAUGCAGGGAGAAUCAACCUAGAGGCUGAGCGGUUCAAACUAAAGGAAAUCUCAAUGGACCAGUUCAAAUGUUUGUUAUUUGUCAGUGGAUUACAGUCAUCCGCCGAUGCAGAAUUACGCAAUCGUAUACUGUUGCAAAAUGAAAAGUCCCCGGAUCUUACUCUGCACAACAUAACAGAAGAAUGCCAACGGAUCAAAAUCAUAAAAAUGGACUCCGCAUUGAUAGCGAAGUGUUCGGAAUACAAUAACGUGAAUCGCUUACAAGUUUCACCGAACAAACGAAAAGCUUGUAAUGCACCAAUCAACUCCAAAUCUAGACCACCCACAGCAUGCUGGAAAUGUGGGGACUGGCAUUUUGUGAAAUACUGUCCAUAUGCCAACGAAUAUGUGAUGUGUGGUAAAAAUGGGACGUAA